This is a messenger RNA of Meloidogyne enterolobii, 1619 nucleotides long. The record is from the annotation of a GenBank genome assembly. Lineage: Eukaryota; Metazoa; Nematoda; Chromadorea; Rhabditida; Meloidogynidae.
UUUUUUUUAUUUUGUUAGAAAUAUCGUUGGGUCCACAUCGUGGUGUUAAAUGGGAUGAUGAUGAAUUAUUAAGACGAAGAUACGGUGACGAUUUUGAUGAAAUGAGUGGUCCAUUGACUGAUCAAUUGUCUUCAGACAGAGAAACUUUUUUACAAAAAAUAUUAAAAGUAUUUUUUAAAUUUAAUAAAUUAAUUAAAAAUAUUUUUUUUAAAAAGUAUUUAAAAAUUCUAUUGCCCCAUGUUGGUUUAAAUAUUCUUUUAUUUACUUAUAUUUCUCUUGGGGCUAUUGUUUUUAUAUUUUUGGAAGCUGAAAAUGAAUUAGAACAAAGAAGAAAUAAAUUGGCACAAAUACUUCAAAUUUAUAAUUUAAUAAUUAACGAAACUUCCUCUGUUUGCCAUUCGGCAGGCGCUCAUUCAUUAAAUUUAAAUACUGUUGAAAGACGUAUGCGCCCAUUACUUUCAGUACUUUCACGUACACACGAAUAUGAUGAAAGAUUUACUCCAGAAGCACAAAUGUGGACAGAUUCUGAGAAAAGUUUAAACACAAAAUGGACUUUUGCUGCUUCUAGUUUGUAUGCAUUAACUGUUAUUACAUCUACAGGAUAUGAUCAUUUAACCCCUUUAACUGAUGCUGGAAGAAUAUUUACUGUUUUGUAUGGACUAUUAGGAAUUCCUUUAAUGUUUAUUACAGCCGCGGAUAUUGGGAAAUUUCUUUCAGAUUUAGUUAUCAAAACUUAUGGAAAAAUAUUAGCAUUAUUUACUUGGUUAGCUUCCAUUGCAGACACAAUAAGGGAUUUUAUUGUUCAGCCAGAUGAUGAAUCUAUUGAAUCUAGAAAAUGGAGAGAACAUCGAAAACAACGUCGACGUCGUUUAAAUAAUGGUGAAGAUGAUGAAGACGAAGAAGAUGAUGAAGAAAGAGAACGGCUACAAUUACCUAUAUUUAGUUAUUUUGCUUUAGUUGUUGGUUAUUGUGCUAUUGGAAGUGCUUUAUUUAAUGCUUGGGAAAGAGGGGCUGUUUGGUCAUUUAUUCACGGACUUUUUUUCUCUUUUAAUACAAUAACAACAAUUGGUUUAGGGAAUAUUUGUGUAACAAGUAGAAUAUAUUUAAUUUUGGUUAUUCUUUAUGUUAUUAUUGGAUUAGCUGUAAUUACUGCAUCACUCGAUUUAUGUUCAUCAACAUUAAAGAAAACAUUUACUAAACUUCAUUACUUUGGCAGAAAAAUUCGUGAAAUACAUGGAAUACAUGGAUUGAGUAGAGAUAUGAGAGAAGCUAUGAAAAUAAUUUCUGCAAUGAAAAAGAUUAGAGGAAGUAAAGAAAGAAUUACUUUAGAAGAUUUAAAACGUUUUUUGGAAGUACAAGAACAAUUAUUAAGACAGCCAUAUGUUCCUUAUAAUGUACAUAUUUUUAAAUGGAUUGAAGAUGCUUAUUUUCAAUACUUUUCUAAUGAGGACUCAACUUCUUUACCAAGCAGAAAUUCAAUUCGAAAAACAUCACCGGGAGGGCAAGACAAUACCCAACUUCAAUUACCUCCACCACCACCCCCACCUCUUCCAACAAAUAUUCAACAAUAUUACAAAACGGGAAUUAAUAAUAAUAAUUUUAAUCCAAAAUUUCUUUGA